Molecule: messenger RNA, 1021 nt
Organism: Drosophila innubila
Lineage: Eukaryota; Metazoa; Arthropoda; Insecta; Diptera; Drosophilidae
Exons: 1
Coding region: 130-705 (191 amino acids)
Source: RefSeq, a predicted model, not a curated record
GUGUUUUUUUUAACAUACUCCAAAAUUCGAUCAAAAUUCAAACUGAAAUGCACAGCUAACCAAAUCCAGCAGACUCCAAACAUACGCAGGGAAAUAGAGAGACAGAAACAGGGGCGAAAUACAAGGAAGAUGGAACGCCUAUCGAUCUCAGCUCUGGGCAUGGCCAUAUUGUUUCACUCGGUGAUGGGUGUCUCCUACUACUUUCUGUUGGCCCGUUGCUCACCGGCCCCUUUAUUGGGCAGUUGGCUGUUCGUUGCCUGCAUCGGGGCCGUGUUGCAGGCGGUGCACGUAUUUCCGCAGUGGUGCCGCAACUGUUCGGCAUUGUUCCGCCUGACAAUGGAGAUGGCUGUUUGCUGCAUAACGCUGGAUCUGAUGCUGACCAAGUUGUGGUGUCGCAUCGAGUCGUUGUGUCACUGUGCCAUCGUUGGAAUACUGCAGCAUCUGGUCACCGACGCUCGCACCUUUGCUUCCUGGGAGUAUUGGAUGUUGGGUAUAACCACCAGCAUUAUUGGCUGCUGUCUGCUCUGGUUCACACUUUGGGCCACCGCAUUGCCAAGUAAAUUGCAACUUAGCUUUAUCAGUUGGCAGCAAAAUGUCACACGUUCAGUAAGACAAAAUAUUUGCCAAUUGGCUUUCGGAUCGGAGGAGCUACAGAACAGUAACUCCCCACGGCUCGAGGAAAGUCAAGUGAGCUUUACUAGCUGAGGGCAGCAGACUGAAGACUGGACACUGGACACUGGAUGACAACUGGACAACUGGAAAACGUCCCGGAUAUUGCUGCAAAUUUAACAAACAUCUUUUCAAUCAAUCAACCAUUGCACACUGGAGCAAAAUCUAAGAGAGAGGCCAUACAACAUUUCCUUAGUUUAAUUCGUCAUCUCUUUUGGUUACUUAUUCAAAUUUUGUCUUCAAAACAAAUAUGUACACGUAUGGCAGUGCAUUCGCUUCGUGAUGGAAUACCAUUUGGACAAAUUGUAAUAAUGUAAUAAUUUUUAAUAAACUGAGCCUCAAAUAUAUUUAA